AAAGCCAUUUGGGACUUGAACGAAUGACUCCAUUUACGAAGAUGCAGAUGAUCAUUUGUUUUACUGUUUUGCUGGCUUGUUCCAUCAAUGCUUUAACUGUGGACGAAGAGCUCACGCAGCUGCGUGAGAGCUUUUUUGAAAUGCGCGGAAUUUUGGCGGAGAAAAGCGGCCGAAUUGACGCCCUGGAACUUCAAAUUGCUCAGUUAACAGCUAAAGUGAUUCAAUUGGAGAGCGUGGAAAAUCAAAAUAAGAUUCUAAUGGAAGAAAUUGCCCGGCUAAAUCAAAUGCGAAAAUCGAAGGAUUUCAAUCGAGCAAAUGAGAUCAUGGACCAGCCAUCAAAUAAGGCAAUCGCCCAAAUGCCAACAUCAUGCGCGGAUCUAAUUGAAAUUGGUCACACUUUAAACGGACUAUACUCUGUCAUGGGAAGUAAAUCAGUGGAAAGCGUUUACUGCGAUUUUACUAUUACCCCAAGCGAUCCAGGUUUCGAGACGUGGAUCGGCCACGUCGAUGUCAAAUCAUCGCCAACCUAUUUCUUUGUGCGCAGAGGUGAAUAUUUUAAUGGAACACGAACGCCCAUCCUGUUCGACAUUGAAACACUCAACGAGGGCGCAGCUUACGACAAAACUACAGGCAUUUUCACGGCACCCGUAACUGGGACAUAUUUCUUCACUCUCAGUGGAUCGGCCGCCUUUCCCACGACGUAUUACCAGUCUAGACAUUUCUUUCAUAUUGGACUGUUUAAAAAUGAGGAAGUGAUGGCCUACGCAUUCCCUGACGAAGCCGACGUCUACUAUCAGUACGAAGCGUUUUCGCUGCAAUCAACACUUGAAUUAGUGAAAGGCGAUAACAUUUCGAUCCAAAUUGUAAGCAUGUCGGUAGGCGUGUCUUUGGUGACAGGAUUGUACACCCAAUUUAACGGGUUCCUAUUGAAGGAAGAUGUUUCGCAAUCCCUAAACUGGUAGUGGGCGUUUUCGAUCUUGCAAGAUUCGAUAGUGGGUUCCAAGUUUGGUAGAACCGAAAGUAGAUACUUGAUUAGAAUUUAAAAUGUUUCAUUCUAAUAGCAAUCGUAGAGUUGGAUCCCUUUAGAAAUGUUUCUAGCAUUUAACCGAUUUUGUUCUUAGAAGAUGAAUACAAGAGUCAUUGGAAUAUGUUAAA
This is a messenger RNA of Daphnia carinata, 1155 nucleotides long. Its product is annotated as C1q-related factor-like. The record is from RefSeq and is a predicted model, not a curated record. Lineage: Eukaryota; Metazoa; Arthropoda; Branchiopoda; Diplostraca; Daphniidae. Bases 24 to 962 code for a protein of 312 amino acids. The transcript is spliced from 4 exons. Gene Ontology annotation, molecular function: protein binding.